CAGCAAUGUAGUAUUGAGUUUUAACGCUACCGAAUGUCAAUAGAAAUCAACACACAUUGAUUAUAGAAUUGUAUCUAGUUACCUAUUUCUAUGGAGGUGAUCUUGGAUCGUUUUGCCAGUUCCAGUACAACCUCUGACUUUAUAUCUAGGACAUCAUUAAAUCAAUAUCUUUACUACCACUUAUUGUUGCUAAAUGGGAAGUAUCAUACCAGGUAUAAUGCCAAGAGGCUCUUGGGUAUUAUUAGUAGAUCUACAUGCUAUGAUGGGGAGAGUAUAUAUUAUUUUGCGCAUGGGCAUUAGGUCAUGUAGAAGUUGGUAAGAAGUACCUGUAGAUAUUGCUUCAAGUAUUACAGUUAGCGCUAUCUAGCAGCUUUGCAGCCAUUUUAGGACAGUGACAAACAUGGAUUCUUCUGAUAUAGCCACUCUCCCGGUGGAGUAUCGCUAUAUUAACAGUAGUUCAAUUGGAAAUGAAGGUCGAUUUGAGGAAUGUAUCACUGUACGGUUUCGACUUGUCGAUAUACACUUUUAAAUUUCAUGCUGCAUUUGUUCACUAGCUUUAAUGGACUUCAAAAAAGUAACAUGGCUAAACCCUUACAACUAAUCAAAGGGAAAACACUCCAUCUUCGUCGAGGAAAGCGUGAGCGCCGUCUGGAUGAUGACCACAAAGACUCUUCGCUGACAGAUUGUGGAGUUGUCGAUGGGGACUGUUUGGUCUUUCGAGGUUAUACACCACUAAGCAAGAAAACUUAUAAUUUCAAUUUAGAAGUGAUUGGUCCAGAUGAUACAAGAGUUCAAGUUUCGGUUACCAACACCGCUAAUAUUAAAACACUGAAGCACAAGCUACAAAAUGCCACUGGCAUUCAUAUCUCUGAAAUCGUUCUCUCUCACAAAGAUAAAAUUAUUAGCAAACAAUCAAAAACUGCUGUUGGAUUUUAUUCAGGUAGUGUACGUAGUAAGGAGCUGUUGCGAAUGGUGCAAGUAAAGAAAGAAAGUCCUACUAUUGAAAGCAAUAUCGAUGUUGAUGCACCGGCUACUGACACUAUAGAGCCAUCUGCUCAACCAGCUCUUCAACGGCUGAUGGACAAACGUCAGGUCACUGAUUCACAAGUCAACCAGCAAAAAGAUAUAUUAUCUGCUAACAACGCCUGUCUUGACAUAACGGAAAUUCCCACUAUAUCUGUUGAAGAAGGAUCACUUCAAGGGAUUUCUGUGGCACGAGCACAGAAACACACCACUGAAAGAGCAGUUCUGUCACAUGCCACAGAAGUAGCAGGCCUCUCGAGAAAGCGAUUAGUAAGAAGCGGAAGUGGGCGUGGGGACGAGGCUACAGAAGUAGAUGCCUUACUAUCAAGCAAUGGAUUGACGUGCACAGACGUUGAGGGUUAUAAUUAUAUGGUUGCCACAGAUAACAUUAAUUGAAAUUCCCACUAUAUCUGUUGAAGAAGGAUCACUUCGAGAAAUUUUUGUGGUACGAGUACAGAAACACACUACUGAAAGAGCAGUUCCAUCACAUGCCACAAAAGUAGCAGGCCUCUCGAGAAAACGAUUAGUAAGAAGUGAAACUGGGCGUGUUAUCACUCUGCAGUCAUUUUUAGUAAUAUUCUGGGUAACUUGGCUGUAAUCACAUUUAAUUGUAACCACAUAUAGCUAAUGAUUAUGAAUACCAUUAAGAUCUCAAGCACUGUGCAGUGUACACCAUAAUGAC
Halichondria panicea is the source of this 1705-nucleotide messenger RNA. RefSeq lists its product as uncharacterized. The transcript is spliced from 4 exons. The record is from RefSeq and is a predicted model, not a curated record. Bases 487 to 1419 code for a protein of 310 amino acids. Lineage: Eukaryota; Metazoa; Porifera; Demospongiae; Suberitida; Halichondriidae.